This is a messenger RNA of Galdieria sulphuraria, 734 nucleotides long. Its product is annotated as signal peptidase subunit family protein. Bases 100 to 618 code for a protein of 172 amino acids. The record is from RefSeq and is a predicted model, not a curated record. NCBI's taxonomy places the organism in Eukaryota, Rhodophyta, Bangiophyceae, Galdieriales, Galdieriaceae. The transcript is spliced from 4 exons. Gene Ontology annotation, biological process: protein targeting to ER. Gene Ontology annotation, cellular component: membrane; signal peptidase complex.
UUUUUUUUUUAAUAGAAAAACGUAAACAGAAAUCAUCCAACGAUGCAAAGUUGUCAUCAUUUGGGACAUUCAAAAGGGUUUCCAAAGGUCGUUUUCAUUAUGCACUCGACAAGUGUUCGUUUCAACGUACUUGUUACAACUAGUUUGACUUAUCUUAUCGUUCUCCAUGCGUUCUGUAUUCUUUAUAGUUGGUUGAAACGUCUGGAAGCCAAUCCACAAGCCACUGUUUCCUUUGGGAGCUUGGUUUCGUUGAAAAAGUUGCCUAACCAACUCGGUGAAAGUGCGGUGGUUACUUUUCAACUCGACGCAGAUUUACAAAGCAUGUGGAAUCUAAACGUCAAAUACAUUUAUCUCUAUUUGGUUGCUGAAUACUCUUCUCCUCGCUUCCGUAGAAAUCAAGCGACUGUUUGGGAUCGUUAUGUGGAACGAGGAUCAAGUUCAUUUUCAGCCUUUCCUUUCUACAAUUCGUUGGGUUUACACAACUUUGUAGAUACAUUGAGAAACGCAAGUAUGAUAUUUCGUCUUGAAGCAGAUAUCAUUCCAUUCGUUGGUUUUGUGUUCCAUACAACUCUUGCAGAAACUAUGGAGAUCCAAUUUCCUUUAGAGUAUACUUUGUAAGAUGAAAGCAAUCAAAUCAAUAAAUUCGUUAUCAAAUGAUUGAUUGAUGGAGUGGAAGGAUAUCAUCGGCAACCUACAAAAGUUGUUCUUUCAUCCGCAGUUUGAGUUGGAACUAU